Molecule: messenger RNA, 1296 nt
Organism: Xenia sp. Carnegie-2017
Lineage: Eukaryota; Metazoa; Cnidaria; Anthozoa; Malacalcyonacea; Xeniidae
Product: forkhead box protein C1-like
Exons: 1
Coding region: 89-1000 (303 amino acids)
Biological process (GO): regulation of transcription by RNA polymerase II; cell differentiation; anatomical structure morphogenesis
Molecular function (GO): DNA-binding transcription factor activity, RNA polymerase II-specific; RNA polymerase II cis-regulatory region sequence-specific DNA binding
Source: RefSeq, a predicted model, not a curated record
CAAAACAUUAAAACACUCGUCCUCGUUGCUGGCUUGGUUUUAUACGACUGUCGACAUCCUAGUGGACACAUCUCUUUUUUGAUCAGCAAUGGCUUUCUCUAUUCCUCCUGCAACCAGAGAAUGUACACAAUUUGACGUUCAUUCCCUCAUUGGACAAUCCACUUUCAAAUAUAAAAGUAACGAAAAAGAUUACGAAGCUAGGUUAUCUGAAAUGGUAGCUUCGUCUUACAAUAGCAGUUCAACGUCAAAUUACAGCACAGUGCAGACGAACACACUUCAAGAUCAUGGCGAUGCUGGCAAAAGUAAAAACCCUCAAAAGAAAUCACGUCGCCGACCUCCUUAUUCCUACAUUGCCUUGAUCACCAUGGCUAUUCAACAAUCCUCCGAGAAAAGACUCACUUUGGACGGUAUCUGCAAGUUCAUUCGAGAUAAAUUCCCCUUCUACAGAGAAACGUAUCCAUCAUGGAAGAUCUGUAUCCGUAACAACCUCUCAUUAAACGACUGCUUUGUUAAGACGGGAAUAAAGAGUGACGAACCGUUAAAAGGGAAUUAUUGGACGCUCGAUCCAGAGAGUUAUAACAUGUUUGAAAACGGGAGUUUCUUGAGACGAAAGACGCGUUUUAAGCGAAACGACCGCGUAAGAGAUUCCUCAGAGCAUGUCAACAAGUCUUGUUUAAGAGAUACUUCAGGUUAUGGUUCAAACCCGAGCUUAUUGUACAAUGAUUUAAACAUUAGAAGCAACUUCGUCUUGCCAAAUUGCUCCGCCUUCAACUACGUUGAUACUCCGAAGAUAUCGACUCCAAUGUCAAAUCCUUAUCUUCCAUGGCCAUCUCCGUACUUAUCAUCGCCGACACCGCCGCGAGAAAGCACUCUUCAAUGGCCAAAAUCCUAUUCAUCAUUUCUACCAUCGUAUUAUAAUCAUUUGAGCUCUCCUUGUAACCCAUGCUCAUGUAGCGUUUGCGAAUCCUCAAAGAAUCUUUAUUUAAGACUAUCAAACUAAAUAUGAGAGUUUUGACUUAACAUUAUAUUAUAGCCUGUCAACCACUAUUCAUCUAUUGAAUGAUGUUAAAACAAGAAAAUAGUACAUUGUAUAUAUUGUUUAAAGACGAAAAAACUACAGUUUUCAAAUGAUAUAAUUUGUUAAUGCAUUGGAGUAAAUCCGUGUUGAAAUUAUCAAACACAACUGUAUUACAUGAUAUAAACGGGGUGCAUGGAGUUUGUAAAUAUCAAAAGUGUUAGAAUAUGAAUUUAGUCUUCGAAUAAUUUAUUGUGAAUAAAAGAACUUUAUAUACUGCA